AUGGAGGAGGAACGUCUCUUUGAUGAGAGAGUUUCUAUUCGAGAAUCUGCUCGUCCUCUUAAAAAGUAUGGUAGUACGUGCAACCAUAUGAAGAGGAACGAAGAAUACAUCAAACAUGUGAUAUCAAAAGGUGAUACGUUGCAGGGGCUCGCCCUAAAGUAUGGUGUAACUAUGGAGAAAAUUAGGAGGGCGAAUCGUUUGUUCGCUUCGGACAGUUUAUUUUUGAGAGAAUAUUUGUUGAUCCCUGUGACGAAAGAUUCUCCUUUCUACGAGAAUGCUGAACGUGUAAUGGAGCUUCCAGCACCCAGUCACCGCGCGUCCAUCGCUGGCAUGCCUACGAGAGACUUUUCUCCGGGUAGUCCGGACGAGAAGAAGUCUUUCGAUGAUUUCCUCAAUAGACUGGACUCUUCCCUCGCCGACAUAAAGAAACAUGUAGAAAAAUCGAAGGAAACUAGCGAAUUUGUGAAGGAUCUAGAAGACGGGUUCGUGCGUCACAGGCCGACGGCCCGAUUGCGUCAGUCCGCGUCGUUGGGGGCGUCGACGUCGUACAACGAGGUGAUUCCGCCGCCGCUGCCGCCGCCGCCCUCGACCCUCACGCAGGGCCGCCGUGUCGACUCCUCGCUGAAGCGGCUCGAAAGGGCUCAUGACGAUAUUUUCCAAUUGUAGCGGUCGAGACAGCGCAGAUAUGCGCGGUUCCAAUGAACGCUGACGUUAUAGCCUGUGACGUCAUAGUGCUAUACAGUGCGAAUGCGUCCCUAGACGCUAAGUACACUCGGUGAGUUCACCCGUGUCGAGUCACGCGAAGUGAUAUUAGAUAAUAAUGUAAAAGAUCUGUUUUCUAACUUUUUAUGUAUUCUGUAGCAGUUGGACUUUAUAAACAUCGAAUAAGUUUUUUUUCGUGUGUUUUAGCGUGAUAAUCGAUCAUAUUUCGAUGGUCUAUGGCGUGUCUUUAUACGGAGAUGUGCUAGAUUUGAGGUAAGCAACGAGUAUUCGUUGCUUGUCUAUAAAUUUUGACGAGUAUCACCCAUUUGCUUUCCGUUAAUUUUGAACAUCAAAUCAUCGAUGUCAAAAGUGAAAUAGUUACAGUUAGAAAGAAACAGCAAUAGCUUAGUGUGACGUCACACUCAUUGGUGCCAUACACCAUACAUGCUAUUACAUACUACACGACCACACUUUAAACAUUAAUACUUCCUGUGUUAGUUGAAAUAUCGAUAUUUGAAUUUUUAUAUCCGUCUAAACAAUAUGUUUACCUUUAUUAUCCUAGUAUAUUGUCCACCAUAGUUAUUUCACAUGGUUCAUACUUUCCCUUUGUAGAACGUCAUGAGGCGCAAAGCGAAAAUCAAAAUAAUUUUAAUGUUUAAUUUAUGAUGUCACGACGUCGCGCUGUGAUUUAUAAUCUUCUAUGAAAUCCUUAUAUUUAGAUUUUUUUCGACUGAAAUUUUUUAUUUACUAAUCGAUUAAUGAAACAUAAAUUAAAUUAACCGAAUAUUUUUUUUGGUACAUGCGACCAUAGAUAAUGAUAACCUUAUGUAAAAAAUAACCUCACUGACACUGGCCCAAACCUAGUGGCCAUCAUUAAGGACAAUAAUCUCAGUACAGAGUACUAACAAAACCGACCUCAAAGUACGUGAAAUUACAUCUAUUUACUGAAAUAUCUCUAGUUCGCCACUAUACAGGACUUGACACAGGAGAUAAU
This is a messenger RNA of Hyposmocoma kahamanoa, 1696 nucleotides long. It is a transcript of the gene red, whose product is annotated as lysM and putative peptidoglycan-binding domain-containing protein 2. The coding region runs from base 1 to 666 and encodes 221 amino acids. The record is from RefSeq and is a predicted model, not a curated record. NCBI's taxonomy places the organism in Eukaryota, Metazoa, Arthropoda, Insecta, Lepidoptera, Cosmopterigidae. The transcript has 4 exons.